UGUGUGCACUUUGUGUACGGUUACAUAACCAGUAAACCGACUCCAUCUUCCCAGCGAGGAGAAAUGCACCCGCGUCUGCUUGUGGCAAGCUUCGGCGCGUGGGCGUGGGCGUACCUGACGUUGGAGGCGGCCGGCCAGGUGUACAUGGCGAGCCGGCCGAUGGACUGCCUUCCGUCUUACGAGGACCGGAUCGUGCGGACGGCGAGGUCGAAGAUCCACUGCUCGGCGCUGUGUCGCUCGCUCCUCUGCCUGGUCUUCUCGUACUCCGACGGCGUGUGCGACAUGCGGGGCGUCGGCCUCGAGGACCCCGCCGACACGCGACUGUACACGAAGUUCUCCCUCCCGUCUCUGUCUCCCCUGCAGGAGGUGUCCCGCGGGAAGAAUGUUAGCUCCACUCCGGAACUGUACCCUUGGUAUAUCCCCGAGAAUGCCAUAGAUGGCGACAACACAACCAUAUACCACGGCUAUAACAACAUCCAGCAUCCAUGGUGGAUGAUUGACCUCCAAGCCCCGACCUAUGUGUUCAUCGUGGAUAUCAUUCCAAGGCAGAACAGCUUCGAAUACAGAUUCCAUGACAUCGAGGUGCGUGUCGGAGUUACUCCCCCGAUCGAUGACAACUUCUCCCUCUGGCCGCUGCUGGGAUUCUACAAGGGGCCUUACGAACUGAGUCAAGGUGUCAUACGCUUCGCAAACAGCACGGGGAUAUGUGGCCAGUACGUCGCGGUGCAGAGGGUCUCCAGCGACGUCGAUCAGCUGCAGCUUGCCGAAGUCCUCGUGUUUGCCAAGACUAUUCUGAUCUAGGACUUUCAUGUUCAGGCUGGAAUCUGACAUAUACUGACGCAAAAUUUCGGUUUAUGUAGCGCACUUCUGUAAACUUUGAUGAUGGUUAGGUAACGCUAGGAUAAAAUGCAUCAUAGAUAUGAGAUUAACAUUUUCAAUUACUGUAAUAUCUGUCUGCAUCACAAAUUCUUCUAGAUAUAGUUUGCAAUACUGUUUAUGAAUAUUUUGAGUUCCUAACCACUCACCUGUGCGAUAGGUGUGAGAAAUAACGUGUUACAAGUGUGUAACCAAGUACAGUUCCAAUAAAGGCAUACUGGAUCAUGUUUUGUUUAUAUUGCUAAUUUUUGAGGUUCAAAACCUUGAGAAAUUAUUUUACUUAAUUGCAGAUAAUUUUCUUCGGGAGUUUGAACAAGAAAUGAAGUGGUAGUUGAUCACAGACCAAAUCAGAGAAGGGAAAUUCUCAAGACUUUAUGAGGCUGAGAAUAUAGUUGGACUUCCUUCCUUCCUCAUAACGAACACCUGAACACUUUACUGCCGUGAAUAUUUGCAAAAUGUCAUCAGCCAAUUACAACCCUCGUUACAAACAUAGCAAUCCAUUUACGGAAUACUAUGUACCACACAUGUAUUACCAGAUAAACUUGCAUGUAAUUUAGCUUUUAUGGAUCAUUAUAAUUAUGUUUCUCAUAGUGUCGGUGAUUAGAUAUUAGCAAGAAUAAAUAAAAUAAGCACAGUAGAGGGCAAUGCCGUUAUUUGGAAGAUGAAUUAAGGACACUAUUUUAUUAGGGAUAUGAUGUUAUUGCGCAGUGAAUGAGCAUAAUUGUACAGGAAUAAAUCAGUAUAUAAAACGUUCUCAAUAUCUUGCGUCAUAUUUGUUUUACCUUGUUAUAGGCCUACAGUAAUCUAUAUUUAUGCGACACCAUCAUAAAUGUAGAUUCAUAUAUACUCCCAUACAUUAAUACAUUAAUAAUGUUAUCUGUAAGAAUUCCAAUGUAAUAUCCUGCAAUUU
Molecule: messenger RNA, 1786 nt
Organism: Penaeus vannamei (Pacific white shrimp)
Lineage: Eukaryota; Metazoa; Arthropoda; Malacostraca; Decapoda; Penaeidae
Source: RefSeq, a predicted model, not a curated record